Molecule: messenger RNA, 1615 nt
Organism: Amaranthus tricolor (Joseph's coat)
Lineage: Eukaryota; Viridiplantae; Streptophyta; Magnoliopsida; Caryophyllales; Amaranthaceae
Product: 26S proteasome regulatory subunit 10B homolog A-like
Exons: 10
Coding region: 235-1428 (397 amino acids)
Biological process (GO): positive regulation of RNA polymerase II transcription preinitiation complex assembly
Cellular component (GO): proteasome regulatory particle, base subcomplex; cytosolic proteasome complex
Molecular function (GO): ATP binding; proteasome-activating activity; ATP hydrolysis activity
Source: RefSeq, a predicted model, not a curated record
UAUUGUGCAUCAAGAAAUAUCAAAAUCCAAAGUGUUUUUCUUUACUUGGUUUGGUUUCUUCGAGCAAGAACAAACCUAAUUAUACCUUCAGAAGAGACCAGUUCUAGGAAUUUCGUUUCUUAAAUCCUAUAAACUCACUCAAAAUCAAACUAGUUUCGGUACAAAUUCAAUCGAUCUUCUCCCCAAAUUUUCUUGAAAUUCUCGAAACUUCGAUUGAAGUUCAACUCACUUCUCAUGGCCACGGAAGAAGAUGUGAGACGUAAGGCCGCCAGUGCUGAAUACAAUAAGAAGCUACUUCAGCAUCGUGAGUUAGAAUCUCGCAGCAGAAAAGUGAAGGAGGAGUUGAGAACGGCUAAAAAGGAGUUCGCUAAAACUGAGGAUGAUCUGAAGUCCCUCCAAAGUGUGGGCCAGAUAAUUGGAGAAGUGCUUAGGCCUCUUGAUAAUGAACGAUUAAUUGUGAAAGCAAGUAGUGGACCGAGGUAUGUGGUUGGUUGCAGGAACAAAGUGGACAAGGAGAAAUUGACUUCUGGAACGCGAGUAGUUCUUGAUAUGACGACCCUCACUAUAAUGCGGGCUCUUCCUCGUGAAGUUGAUCCAGUUGUCUACAAUAUGCUCCAUGAAGAUCCUGGAAAUAUUAGCUAUUCUGCUGUGGGAGGGCUUUCUGAUCAAAUUCGAGAACUUAGGGAAUCUAUUGAGCUUCCACUAAUGAAUCCUGAGCUUUUCUUGCGUGUGGGAAUCAAACCUCCAAAGGGUGUUCUUCUUUAUGGCCCACCUGGGACCGGAAAGACCUUGUUAGCACGAGCUAUAGCAAGCAAUAUAGAUGCCAAUUUCCUUAAGGUUGUAUCAAGCGCCAUCAUAGACAAGUACAUUGGUGAAAGUGCGAGACUGAUCCGUGAAAUGUUUAGUUAUGCUAGAGAACAUCAGCCAUGCAUCAUCUUUAUGGAUGAGAUUGAUGCCAUUGGAGGUCGCCGAUUCAGUGAGGGGACAAGUGCUGAUCGUGAAAUCCAAAGAACCCUAAUGGAGCUACUGAACCAGCUAGAUGGAUUUGAUCAACUGGGAAAGGUCAAGAUGAUUAUGGCGACAAACCGACCUGAUGUUUUGGACCCUGCUCUUCUUCGUCCAGGGCGUCUGGAUAGAAAAAUAGAGAUUCCUUUACCAAAUGAACAGUCAAGAAUGGAAAUUCUCAAAAUCCAUGCUGCGGGAAUCGCCAAACAUGGCGAUAUCGACUACGAAGCCGUCGUUAAGCUUGCAGAGGGAUUCAAUGGGGCUGAUCUGCGUAACAUUUGCACUGAAGCUGGCAUGUCAGCUAUACGUGCUGAGAGAGAUUAUGUGAUUCAUGAAGACUUUAUGAAGGCUGUAAGGAAGUUGAACGAGGCAAAGAAAUUAGAGUCUAGUGCUCACUAUAGCGCAGAUUUCGGAAAGGACUGAAUCAGUAGAAGAACCUGAACGGUUGUCUUUUUACGAUUUAUGUUUUGCAUUGCUGCCUUUGUAGUUUACUAAAAAUUUUAACAUUCUACAGCACCUCCCAAUUUCAUUAUAUGUUGGAUUUCAGCUGGCUUAUUUGUGGAAUAUGAAACCUUGCCAAACUAGUAUCAAUUUCAUUUUUCAACUUCAA